This is a messenger RNA of Molossus molossus (Pallas's mastiff bat), 821 nucleotides long. It is a transcript of the gene NRTN, whose product is annotated as neurturin. NCBI's taxonomy places the organism in Eukaryota, Metazoa, Chordata, Mammalia, Chiroptera, Molossidae. The coding region runs from base 64 to 657 and encodes 197 amino acids. The transcript is spliced from 3 exons. Gene Ontology annotation, molecular function: glial cell-derived neurotrophic factor receptor binding; receptor tyrosine kinase binding; growth factor activity. The record is from RefSeq and is a predicted model, not a curated record.
GCCGGCGCGGGCGGCAGGCGAAGCCGCCACUAACGGGUAGUAGGGAGCACCAGCAGGCCGAGGAUGCAGCGCUGGAAGGCAGCGGCCUUGGCCUCGGUGCUCUGCAGCUCUGUGCUCUCCAUCUGGAUGUGUCGGGACGGACUGCUCCUCAGCCAUCACCUCGGACCCGCGUUAGCCCCGCUGCGCCGGCCACCUCGCACCCUGGACGCCCGGAUCGCCCGCCUGGCCCAGUACCGUGCACUGCUGCAGGGCGCCCCGGACGCCGUGGAGCUGCGCGAACUGAAUCCCUGGGCCUGGCGGUCCCCAAGUCCGCGCCGUCGGGCAGGGCCCCGGCGGAGGCGCGCGCGUGCGCGGUCGGGGACACGGCCGUGCGGGCUGCGCGAGCUCGAGGUGCGCGUGAGCGAGUUGGGCCUGGGCUAUGCAUCGGAAGAGACGGUGCUGUUCCGCUACUGCGCAGGCGCUUGCGAGGCGGCUGCGCGCUUCUACGACCAGGGUCUGCGGCGCCUGCGCCAGCGGCGGCGCGUGCGGCGGGAGAAGGUACGCGCGCAACCCUGUUGCCGCCCGACGGCCUACGAGGACGAAGUGUCUUUCCUGGACACGCACAGCCGCUACCACACGGUGCACGAGCUGUCGGCGCGCGAGUGCGCCUGCGUGUGACCCUACCUCACCGCCCCGGCCAGACGGUGGCCACUUCCCCUGCCCCGACGGUACCCGCAGUCGCGCCUGUCAAACCCCGCGACAGACUGCCCAUGCGCAGAAGAUGCCGCCGCGGCCUCGGGACUCUUGCGAUGACUGUACAGAGAUAAAGUGUGGAAAAUCGA